CGCUGUGUGUGAGAGAGAGGCAGAGUUUUACCGAUUGGUCCUGUGUGCUAGCCACUUGAGGGACUUUUUAUGCUGUAGCUCGCGCUCGUUUGCAAUUUUUUUUCAUCACCAUGUCGGUGGCUUUUGCACCUCACAGACAGCGAAAGGGUGAUAUCACACCCGCUGGAAUACAAAAGCUACUUGAUGAAAACAACCAGCUGAUCCAGUGCAUAAUGGACUUCCAGAGUAAAGGCAAAACAGCAGAGUGUUCACAUUAUCAGCAGAUGCUGCACAGAAAUUUAGUGUAUCUGGCCACGAUAGCGGACUCCAACCAGAACGUGCAGUCUCUCCUCCCCGCUCCACCCACUCAAAACAUGCCCAUGGGCCCCGGUGGCAUGAACCAGAGCGGACCCUCUCCCCAGCCCCCUCACGGUCACAACAUGCCCUCCGAGGGCAUGGUGAGCGGUGGCCCUCCAGCCCCCCAUAUGCAGAACCAGAUGAACGGACAGAUGCCUGGGCCCAAUCACAUGCCCAUGCAAGGCCCGGGUCCAGGUCCCAACCAGCCUCCCAACAUGCCCAGCGGCUCCAUGAACAUGCCGCCCAGCAGCCACGGCUCCAUGGGCGUUUACAAUCACGCAGUCCCCUCCUCGCAGGGCAUGCCGGCUCAGAGUCAGAUGAACAUGACCCAGGGCCAGCCGAUGGGAAGCUACGGGCCUCGGCCAAACAUGAACAUGCAGCCCAAUCAAGGCCCCAUGAUGCAUCAGCAGCCUCCGUCGCAGCAGUACAACAUGCCCCCUGGCGGCGGCGGGCAGCACUACCAAGGACAGCAGAACCCCAUGGGCAUGAUGGGCCAGGUCAACCAAGGGAACCAUGUGAUGGGGCAGAGGCCGAUGCCGCCCUACAGACCCCCGCAGCAAGGACCCCCCCAGCAGUACCCAGGGCAGGAAGACUACUAUGGGGACCAGUACAGUCACGCAGGACAGGGAGCCUCAGAAGGUAACGCGCAGUACGGCCAGCAGCAGGAGGCGUACCAGCAAGGCCCCCCGCAGCAGCAGGGCUACCCUCCCCAGCAGCAGUACCCGGGUCAACAGGGCUACCCGCCUCAGCAGCAGGGUUACGGUCCCUCACAGAGCGGCCCGGGACAGUAUCCCAACUACCCGCAGGGCCAGGGGCAGCAGUACGGCGGGUACCGUCCCCCUCAGCCCGGGCCCCCGCAGGGCCAGCAGCCGCGCCCGUACACUUAUGACCAGGGGCACAUGAGGAAAUAAAGAAGCGGGGAUUUGAACCCCUGACUAGCUCUAUAAGAAGCAAAGGGCCAGUAUGGAAAUUACCAGCAAUGAGAAAUGGUCACAGUUUACCUACACAACUCCUCUCUGAUCUCUGAGCUUUGACCUCUGGUCAGCUGCUAAAGCAGACCAUAAUGACGGUUUCAGCUCAGAUCCACCCCGGACACAAACGCGCUUAUCAGUACAAGAUACGUUUUCCCGUCUUUGGGCCAUUUACGCUCUCCAGCAAAAAUGUAUCCCUGUCGAUCGUGCACAUUGGCCUGACUGACGAUGGCAAAGUCGGCGACCUUGCUCCAGCGUCUCAAUGCGGCAAUGCCUUAAAAAAAACAAACAACAACAACAAAAAAAAGAAUGGAACUGCCUUAUCCUUUAGCGUUGAGGAGUGAGGAACGUGACGAGAAAAGUCAAAUGUCAAAUUUUCAGUGUGUCGGGCUGCAUCAGUUCCCUGCCCUUCAGCUCCCUAAUCACAAGAAGCAAUAACGCCUGCAGCGGGGACUUGUUCGGGGGGACUUUAAGACGAAAAUGAUGCAGAUGCACCGGGCGAACUUCCAGCUAGGCCAGCGGUACACGUCUCGUCGUCUGUGUGUCUGUGUGUGUGCGUGCGCGCGCGUGUGAUCAUGUAAAACGAAACAAAACUGUUAUUUUGUGCUUUUUAGAUCAAGCUAACUUUGUAUAAAACGUUGAAAACUAGUACUAAGCCUGUGUCGUUUAUUUUGAGAGGCGUACGUGUCUGUAUUUUCUAAGAUGCUCUUUAACAACAGUGAACCCCAUACAGUUUUCUUUCUUUUUUUUGUCGUUAAAUAGUACGGCUAAUAAAUGGGGUCUGCCGCUCACACGCACGUGACAUGGACCCUGUAUAGAUAAAUAUUUUAUGAAAAAUGCCAUGCACAAAAUUUCCUUAACAACAAAAGCCGAUACGGGCAGCGCAAGUGUCAAGCGGCGCUUUAUUUUUUAUUUUUUUUUCCUUCUGUUUGUUCGUAUAGCUGACAAAGUAAGGCCUUGUUCUUUACCAGUUGUUCUCAGAGAGGUGAUACUGUAUGUAGCAGAUUGUAAGUUAACCUCUGGAGGUUUUUAUUUCUAUUUUCAGACGGCAGCGAUAGCUCGUCUGCAAAGUGGUAAACGGGAAAAGCCCAAACAUGAUUUAUUUUAUACGAUUAGUCCAACAAGCACCCCCUCCCCUGUUUUUUUUUUGUUCUUUCUUUUUCUUUUUUUUGAAGAAACGUCUGAGUUGAUGUCAUUCGAGUAGUGUUUUGUGUGAAUAAUUAAUAUUGUUACUGUCAAAUAUGUAACAUAAUAUGUGAAAAUAAUGUCCUGAAGUGGAUUCCUUGAACACAGUAAAGACUGGUUGUGCAGUUUUUUUUAUAUCACUGGCUUGAUAUCUGUAUUAUGGUGCAUAUUUUAUUGACCCCCCCAUAUGUACAGCAGUGUAAAGACGAGGAGCCGACUGUCCUCUGGUAUUGUUUAUAUGGCUGUUUUAAUAUUUUUCAUUCUGCACCCCAUUCAAGUGGAGGUCACAUAACGUGUCUUGGCAAUGUGAACCGUUCGUUCUAAUAAAUUGGAAGAAUCUUUAA
Molecule: messenger RNA, 2836 nt
Organism: Fundulus heteroclitus (mummichog)
Lineage: Eukaryota; Metazoa; Chordata; Actinopteri; Cyprinodontiformes; Fundulidae
Gene: ss18
Product: SS18 subunit of BAF chromatin remodeling complex
Exons: 11
Coding region: 111-1247 (378 amino acids)
Biological process (GO): positive regulation of transcription by RNA polymerase II
Cellular component (GO): nucleus
Molecular function (GO): transcription coactivator activity
Source: RefSeq, a predicted model, not a curated record